This is a messenger RNA of Aspergillus thermomutatus, 606 nucleotides long. RefSeq names its product HNH endonuclease signature motif containing protein. Bases 1 to 606 code for a protein of 201 amino acids. The transcript is spliced from 3 exons. The record is from RefSeq and is a predicted model, not a curated record. Lineage: Eukaryota; Fungi; Ascomycota; Eurotiomycetes; Eurotiales; Aspergillaceae.
AUGGACGCCGACCGAUGGAAAGAGCGCGGCUGUCUGGAAAAUGUAAAAGCUUCGGAUCUAGAGGGGGCACACAUCAUUCCUUAUGCGUAUGGUUCAUGGAGAUGGACACAGGGACCGCCCCGGAGUGUGGUUGAUGUGUGGACCGUUCUUUACCAAUGCUUCCCAGAAGUACGGCGAGCUGGCAUGAACGUGGAGAACAUCUAUCAUCCUUCCAAUGGCAUGAUGUUGCUUCCCGAUCUUCAUAAGCAAUUUGGAAAAUUCCUAAUGGCUUUCGAGGCCACAGAUGUACGGCACAAAUACAAGUUGAAGCUUUACCGACGUUUCCGUUCCUAUGCUCGAAACGCACUUCCCGAAGACGGCACCGUGACUUUCCGGAAGGCGGGGGGAGCCGAGAAUAUCCCUCUGCCAAAUCCGGUCUUGCUCGAUUGUCAUUUUCGGGUUGCUGAAAUUUUGAAUGCGUCCGGAAUGAACGAGUUCAUAGAUCGUAAGAUUCGGGAGUGGGAAGACUUAAAAGAUGGCCCCGACGCCGCCCAGCUUCGACCUGAUGGUUCCACAGAUGUUGCUCGUUACCUGAGGGCCGGCUUAUGGGACUCUGUGGCAGUUUGA